AUGAGGUCUAAAGACCAGCUACCUGCAACGGAACAAUCAGCAGUGGUCUACAGCAUAUCUUGCCAAGAUUGCAGUGCAAAGUAUGUUGGUGAUACGGGCAAACGCCUCUGCACAAGAUUGCACGAGCACCAGCUUGCAGUCAACCGCGAGGAUAAGCUGUCACUGGUACAUGGCCACAGACAACAGGAGAAGCACAGUUUCGCCUUUGGGGAGGCAAGCGUCAUCGGCCGAGCAAGCGACAAGAUAGCCAGACUGGCUCUCGGAAGUUGGUCCUCCGUUGACACAACCAACAGAGCCAUUGAUCUUCAUCCGGCCUACCAGGCACUUCGUACGAGGCUCCAGUCAGUUCGGCCGGAGCCGACAGCACUGGUGAACAAAUCGCGGCUCUCUCAACAGUUGUCACCUUCACAGCAGGGGGAGAGAGCCAGCCGGGUGUCAGACGACCGACGCGAGACAUCGACCCACCGACGCGCACAAACAGCCGACCACGAUUCCCAUAUGCAACGGCAGCUGAUCAGCUCGUCAAAUUAUGGGGGGGAGGGCCCAAGGGCACACGCACCUAGCAAAGACAACAGCGGCCGGGCAGGGGGCAGAGGUCACACUAGCGCCCCAGCGGUCGGCCACGGAGAGACCUAA
Spirometra erinaceieuropaei is the source of this 636-nucleotide messenger RNA. NCBI's taxonomy places the organism in Eukaryota, Metazoa, Platyhelminthes, Cestoda, Diphyllobothriidea, Diphyllobothriidae. The record is from the annotation of a GenBank genome assembly.